Messenger RNA from Acanthoscelides obtectus, 953 nucleotides. Lineage: Eukaryota; Metazoa; Arthropoda; Insecta; Coleoptera; Chrysomelidae. The record is from the annotation of a GenBank genome assembly.
AUGUGAAUAAGUUGGUGUCAGACUACGGCGGAUUUGAUAAAUGGUCCUGUAUUGUCACUGAUGGCGCCAGAGCUAUGACAGGGACUGAAAUAGGAUUUGCAGGACUAUUGAAACAAAACAGCAUCAACUGUCCUAUGAUACAUUGUAUUGUUCACCAAGAGAGCUUAUGUGGAAAAUCUUUACGUCAAAUAAAUGUCAUGAAAGUGGCUGUUAAAAUAACUAAUAUUGUUAGAGUGGGCAAUCGUGCUUUGACUCACAGAAAGUUUCAUGAUUUUUUAGCCGAAGUGGACGCUACAUAUGGGAACUUGUUACUUCACAUUGAUGUUCGUUGGUUAAGCGCCGGAAAGUGUUUGCAACGAGUGUUCGCUCUACGCAAGGAAAUUCCUAUUUUCCUUAAAAAUGAAGUGACGUCCGACACUACGGAACUGGAAAAUCAAAUGACAGAUGCACAAUUUUUAGCAGACCUUGCAUUUUUAACAGACAUGACAUCUAACCUUAACGAAUUGAAUUUGAAGCUACAAGUAAAACAGCAGAAUAUUGCCAACUUAUUUGGACACAUAAAUGGUUGUAAAGAACAUUUCGAAGAAAUGAAAGAUUUUGAGAAAGUUUCAUAUUUACCUCAUAUAAAAUACAUUGACACAAUUGCAGAAGAAUUCAAAAACCAAUUUAGUGACUUUAAAAAAAUCGAAAGCGACAUUUCAGUUUUUACUCAGCCACUAACAAUUUCUGUUGAGAACGUAAGCAGAGCAGACCCUAAACUGGAAUUGUGUGAUUUGCAAUCAGAUCCUUUUUACCAAGGAAGAACUGAAAUUGGCUUGGACUUUUUUAAGUUACUGCCAGGAGAACGAUACCCCAAUUUGCGAAACUUCGGACACAAUGGGAUCAAUGAUGGGAAGCACGAAUCUUUGCGAAAGCAGCUUUUCCAACAUGAAAUUUAUCAAGUCAAAGUAUAG